AUGGCUAGCACUAGUAAACAGUAUAAAGCUAUCGGUGAGGAUAUAUGGAAAGGACGAACGGAGAAAAUUAAUUCAGAGCUAUUCGCGUUAACGUAUGGCGCGCUCGUCAUCCAGCUCAUUCAGGACUAUGAGGACUUUGCAGAGGUCAACAAACAGCUGGAGAAGAUGGGUUAUAAUAUUGGCACCCGAUUGAUCGAAGAUUUUUUGGCCCGCAGUGCCAUUGGAAGAUGUGCUGACUUCAAAGAGGUUGGGGAGGUCGUGGCCAAGGUUGGCUUCAAGUCGUUUCUGAACAUCACCCCUAUUGUAACUCAUGCUGCACCUCCACCGGCUGCCUCAUCACGAACUAGCACUCCUGCGCCGCAGUCCAAUGCGGUUGGGUCGUCAUUCACUCUUACUUUGGAUGAAAAUCCACUGGUGGAGUUUGUUGAGUUACCCGAAGAUGCCCUCGAAGGAGGCUUGUGGUUCAGCAACGUCUUAUGCGGUGUGCUGAGAGGGGCACUGGAAAUGAUGCAGGUGCAGGCGACAUUCAUAUCAGACGUCCUGCGCGGAGAUGAAACUACGGAGAUCCGGGUGACACUGUUGAAGUACCUUGAAGAAGAAGUUCCUGUAGCCGAUGACUAG
Fibroporia radiculosa is the source of this 621-nucleotide messenger RNA. RefSeq lists its product as uncharacterized. Gene Ontology annotation, biological process: endoplasmic reticulum to Golgi vesicle-mediated transport; intra-Golgi vesicle-mediated transport. The coding region runs from base 1 to 621 and encodes 206 amino acids. Lineage: Eukaryota; Fungi; Basidiomycota; Agaricomycetes; Polyporales; Fibroporiaceae. The transcript is spliced from 4 exons. The record is from RefSeq and is a predicted model, not a curated record. Gene Ontology annotation, cellular component: cis-Golgi network membrane; cytosol; TRAPP complex.